AUGAGGGCAAGCGAUUCUGAAAUCAAUCCUAUUUCGAAUCAGCCUUCAGGUACAAUCCGACGCGAUGCCGGCGGGGUCAAGCUGGGAAAUCCAUCGGGAUCGAUUCCUAGAGCCGAUCCGGUCGAGAGUGACUUGAUGGAGGUCUCAGAUGAUCAAUCGCCUCGGAUAACUUUUUACAAAUUCCAAGUGCCAAUUCCCGGUGGUGCUCAACCUAUGGGACAAAUCAUGGAGCCGCUUCUUGCAGAGUUCCACAAAUCUUUUUCUAUGAGGGUCGAGCGCGCCGCCAGUCACACUCCGGAGAACGAAAACCGUAUGCAUCCAAGUUUGCCAUUUGUGCUGACUGCUCGUCAGAGGGAUCCAGCUUCGAGUCAACUUCGGAAACUGGCCCCAAAAGGGAAGAAAUCAUUCCGCCCACAUUUAUUUAAUGGCGGCUCAAGCGAACCAGCGGAUGAUGUGGUUCUUGUAUCAAGGGUUUUGGAAGGUCGAUCGUCGUUCCUCCAGAAAACCAAGAAAAUCAACUUCCUCUACAAGAACCUGAUUGCCUGGGUCUAUGAACACCAAGAGCGGCUGUUGAACAGCUUCAACAUACCCGUAGCACUCUACAAAGUCGAGCAGAGAAAGCUCCUUACUUGGCUCGAGAAACAAAUCUUUGCGCCUGAUCAUAGUCUUCCCCUUUUCCAAAUCAUCAGGCCACCGUACCCGGUUUGGAAGCCUGAUCUAUCCGAUCAGAGUCUCGGUCCUACUCAGAUAAAACUCAUCCGGUUUUUCUCUCUGGAGAAGGAGACCCCGGAAGUCACAGAGGCUGUUGCCUCAGACCUUUUACAGACUUACCAAAUUGAAAAUAGAAUUGAUUAUUCGCUCCUCAGUCAGCCUUCAAAUAUCGUCCGGGAACAUUGGAUUAAAACUGCACAGAAGGCACACUUCAAGCUCGUUACUUCUUUUCUACUGACCCUCGCGCCAAGUCCAGCAGAUGUGGAGCAUCACUCAUGGAGCUUGGGGCAGCAUCAUCCAGCCGUCCAGUUGCUAAGAAGAUACUCGACGGAAUUUCGGGCCCGAUCUUUCCAGCUUUAUCCAAGACAUCGGCACGAUGAAUAUGUGAAAGUGGUACCUGACAGAAGCUAUCAUCCAAAACUGCCCAUUGCUGUCUACUUUUCCAAUCGAAAAGUUGGUUAUCAACCCUUAAGAUCCUUGUGGUAUAUGAGUCGAAAUGUGGUUAAGCCAGAUGUAAUCAAUCAGUCGUUCACAUCUCUGAUCAAAUUCUUGGAUAACAUCCAUCUCAAGGCUCUUCUUCACUACAACAUUCCGGCGACAGAAUCUGCUAAGAACCGAGAAAAGCUGCUCCAAUGGCUCAUGCAAAGUAUCUUUGAACCGACCGAUAGUCUGCCCGUCAUCGGCUUUACCAAAAUUCACGGAACUACCGCACCCUGGGACGAGCCAACAAAAAAGUCCGAAGAAUUGUUUGGGAGAACUCAAAGAAUCUUGAUCAUCUACUUUUCUCAAUAUCCCACCUAUGAAUAUAUGAAAGCCGCCUCAGUCUCGCUCCUAGCCACUUGGUACAAAGAUUGUCAUCCAAGUGCAUUCUACUCUAAUAAUCCAUUUGAUACGGGCCCAACACUCUCUGGGAACGUGAUUGCAGGCUCACGCAAAGAAACCCAGGCUCGCCAUCCUCACAUUGGAACAUGA
Puccinia graminis f. sp. tritici CRL 75-36-700-3 is the source of this 1683-nucleotide messenger RNA. RefSeq lists its product as uncharacterized. Lineage: Eukaryota; Fungi; Basidiomycota; Pucciniomycetes; Pucciniales; Pucciniaceae. The transcript has 3 exons. The record is from RefSeq and is a predicted model, not a curated record. Bases 1 to 1683 code for a protein of 560 amino acids.